This is a messenger RNA of Porites lobata, 10654 nucleotides long. Lineage: Eukaryota; Metazoa; Cnidaria; Anthozoa; Scleractinia; Poritidae. The record is from the annotation of a GenBank genome assembly.
AUGACCGCAUUGUGUUUCGCCCAUCGCCACCGAACUGAUCGUUUCGAAUUUUACUACAUUUCGCUGGGUUUUUAUCUCUCAAUACAAAUGCCUUUCAUCGACAACGACUUUGUAGAGUUGAAAGACUGUGUUUUUAUCAAAGGCUUACCAACAAAUGCUAACAUUGAAGUCUCCCAUGUUAGGUACAAGACGGGACGAGUGAAUCGUUCAUGCGAAACGUCAAAUUUGAAACUAAUUUCUAGUUUAUCGGCGUUUGUUUUGUGAUAUUGCUCUUUAUCUUGAUGUAAUCUGUUUACAGGCAAUACUUUAAAGAAAGAUUUGGAGAAUGCUGUGUAGAAAUGUCUUCCCUCUCGAAGGAUAAACGAUGGUUUUUCGUGGCGCUAAAGUUUAAAUCACCUUCGGUCGCCGAAAACGUGAUGGAACGGUGAGUUAUUUAUUAAAGCUGUCACAGAUUUCUGUUUUAUCAGUGAAACAUCUUUCCUUUGAAACAAACAUGUAUUGAAGAUUUCGUUUCCGAAAGUAAAAUAUUCCCGAGAAUUAAUCACGCGUAUUGUCUCUGAUCACAAACUGCCAUCGUAAGCAUUUUUCGACUGUCUCUUUCUAUCAAAAGUUGACAUUUGAUUCAAUCUCGGGUGAAACCAAGUUUACUUAAAACUGGCCGACUAUUAGUUUUGAAAAGGUCCAUAAUGUUAUAUGUAACUUCACUAGAGUUUCACAUGCAAGGCAUUUUUUAAAACAAAACUAAAUAGGGCCACAGUAAGAUAAGUUGGCAAAUUGGGAUAUCUUAUGGAUGUUUGAUAGUAAAGCUUUAUUUUUAUACUAAUGCAGUAAGAAUGAAAUUCAUUGACAACUUUCUUCACAGCUGAUCUCUUUAAUCAGAACUUGGACACUCAGAUGCAAUUCUCCAGUGGAAACAUUUUCAGUUUCAGAAGUCUUGGAUAAUUCACUAAAAAUAGAAUAUCCUUAGGUUGCUAUUUUAAGUGAGGCACAAGAUCUGUAUGUGUCACGUGACUACUAGGACCCCCCCUCCUCCUUCUCCUCCUCCUCAUCUAAAUCUACCCACUGGAGAUGUUCAGACAGUUUAGAGAGCAGGAAAUGCAUGAAUCAUGUCCCUAGUACACAUAUGCAUUGCUGUUGACUCUAAAGUUAACUAUGCACUAAGAUGACUUUAGCUGUUACUUUUAGUGAUUGUUGAUGAUUUUGCUGCAACUUUCAUGUCAAAUGCUUCUAAAACAUUUUGGCUAAGCCAGAAGGGAAAUUUUCAGGUAUUCUGACUUGCAUUAUAUUUCAUUUAGUGAACACAAUAGAAACAAAAUCAAUACUUUUUUUUCUAGGUUUGGAGGCAAGUAUGUAUUUGGACAUCGAGUGACCAUGAGUCACUGGAGAGUGCCAAGGAGCAAAGUACCCCCAGGUAAACUCCAACAGGAAUCACACCAACCAAAUAGCAGGACUUGGGAAUAUAGGGAGAAUAAUGGCAAUGUAGACAUGGAUAGGAGACAUAAUGAGGAGAGUUUGAGAGAAAGACAUUCAUGGGAUACUAACCGUGCAUCAAGUGACUUAGUGGGCGAUAAGCACAGAGAUGAUUUCAGGGAUGAUGCAGACAAUAUCAGGCAUUAUCAGGAUAAUGAAGGACAGACCAGGGAUGACUACAGCUAUCAAGAACAGACUGAGGGAUAUUAUCCACAGCACUGGGAUAAUGAACAAAUGGAAGAAGUAGAUUACUACGAAGACAACUGGAAUGGCUGGGAUUCUGCUAAAAAUGGCAGUGGUGAAAACUUUUGUGAAAGAGAAACGUAUGACAGAGAGGAGGUUUGUAAAUGGUUCAUUAUAAGAGCUACAUAAAUACAUUCAUUUACAUUAACGUUUUGCAUAGUGCCAUGUUCUCUUAGUCAAGAAGAGUCACUGACAGAAAGAUGCUAACUUCCUUUUCCUUUCGCCUCUACUUUUGUGUUUGCUAUAUCUCCCUUGUCUUUUCUACUUACCUUUUCGCUCUUAAUGAACAUGAAAAAAUUGGGUAAAAAAAUUUAGAUCACCUCAGUUGUAGUGGAAAAAAAGACCUUUGAGAAUACCAAUUGAAUGGAUGCUCCAACUUAGUUGUGAGAGGGUACAUGUAGGAAAACCCACAGAGUUACAUGUAGGUUUGUUUGAGUAUCUGAUUGGUAAGGCUAAAUAAAUUAAGUAAAAUGGCAUUAAGAUGUGAGGAUUUUAUGAUAAUCUGGUUCUAACAUCAUGAAAAACUCUAUCAAAAUGUUGUUCUGUCUCUCUUCCUCUCACUAUUCUUCCUUUAUACCUUUUAUAUUCCGCUUUAUCAUCCAACCUACCUUUACUAAUUUCUGUUUAUUUACUAGGAACUGCCAUAUCACCGUGAGGAGGACAUUUGGCAAGGAAGAGAAAAUAAUCAAGAUGACAACCAAGCUUUCUUUGACCAAAAUCAGUCAUGGGACUAUGACCGCAGAUAUAAUGAACCAGACAGAAACCAGGAGUUUUACUGUGAACGAUAUGAAGAAAACUUUCGUCAAGAGUAUGAUAAUAGCCAAUAUGAUGACUACAGGAGAAGAUCUGAAGAAACAAGUCAUGACAGUGAAGAUCUUCGUGAAACGAUAAGAGUGUGGCGAGGUCAAAGGGAAAAUAACGGGACACACGAGUUACAGGCACAAAGACAAGGUAUGUUUACUCAUGUUCCGAUUAAAGUCAUUAUUACGUUGUGGUAGGGCGUUUGGUUACGUGGGAGCUAGGUAAUUUUCAGCUCUCAUUUGAGCCACCACCUAAUUGUCCUCCCAAAAGUCCCGAGAACCUUCUCUCCUAGUCGGGUCCAGUAAAGGCGCCUUAUUUAAUAACAGCCUGUGUUGAUGGUCGACCCCAUGAGCUUUUCUUCUCACUUACUCUUCCACUUGUUUUAUUGGCACUAUCCUGCACAUUUUUCUUCUCCGUGUGUUCACAUUUGUGUAUGCUGACAUUCAUUUGAUGAGAGGCAAGUAGUUGAAAUUUGACAAUAUUUUCACAAAUAAGUUGUAUCCAAACUGCACUUUUUGUCGACCCUAAAUGUCUCGAUAUAGAAUUCUGAGCCCUGGGCUUUGCUCCAAACUGUCUUUUUCCUCUGAGGUUUAUGAUUUGGUACCCGUCGUGCAUCCCUGGAUUUUCCAUGUUGAUUGUCCUACAUUCGACCCCCCAAAAAGGAAAGAUUACGACCAAUCUCUUUAUGCUGAAAGAGGGGCCUUACGCGUAGGCACACAUCCCUUCGCCAACUUUGACUUAACAGCACUGUUUUUCUUCAUCUACAGAAGAUAUUUCCAACAAUUUUUCACGAUUCUAUGAGGAAGGUCACCCACCUAGACGGGAGGAAGUUACUCCCACCAACCCAACAAGGAGAAGACUAUCUGACCCUGACGUCCGACAACGAGAAUGGCAAGAUUUUGCAGAUCGGAGAUCCUGCAACAACUCCAGAGAUUUUACUUCCAGGAAACGUGGGAAUUUUCUGGAAGAAAGGCCUAGGUCAGAUGAAUGGUUAGAAAGUGGUUGGGGGCGUGUUGAGAAAAGACGUCGCCGUAGCAUUUCACCUGUUAACGUGAGAUCUCGGGACUAUGAUCAUCAAGAGAUUCCUCUCUCUGAGGAGCGUGGUCGAAAGAGAUCCCCGGAAGCUCAUGACAUCAGAGCACCUGUCAAUCUUAAGCAUGGUGCCGAUUUUGCUCAUUCAGCGCGUGAUCACCCCACCAGUUCAUCUUCACCACGAAAACGAAAUUCACCAGGCAGAGGCACGCGAGAUUCAUCUAGUGAAGCCUCGCCACUGAGUGAAAGAUCAAGUUAUUCUUGUAGUGAGCAAUCCUCGGAAAGAAGGUUUGGUGGGAGCCGCAACUUUGAUACUCGGGAAAGGCACCAUAACAGCAGGGUGCCAAAUGAGAGAGGACGCCCUGAACGAUCAAAGAAAGAGGCUGAUCUUCGUCGGUCUCUGAUGGAACACAAGCACAGAAAACAUAUUUCAUGCACGGGUAGAGACAGAUCCAAGGAAGAGAGAUUGAGUUAUUUAUCAUCGGAAAGAGAAAGGAAAUCUCCUCCAGAUGAACAUUACAGAUCAACUGGCUCCCGAAGCACAGCCGAAUCCACCUCUUCAUCCAGAACUGGAAACAGAAAGAGACACCAUGAAGAUGAAAGGACAAGGCAUAACAUGGAAUCAAAUAAAAAACGUGAGCUUGUAAUUUGGGUUUUGAUUGUUCAUAAUGUUCAAGGGCAUUCUUUCACUUGAGAAAAAACGAAAGCCACAUUGACCUGCCACAUGGCAUGUGGAAAACGCUACCGCAGGAAAUAAACUCAACAACAGCUAUGUGAGUGAUGCCCCUUUCGUAUUUCAUCUAUACAUUAGGAAGUAAGAAACAUCUUUUAGAGAUUAGGAAUAAGUAAUAAAUAUGGCAGAGAUUAAGAUUUUAUCGCUUAAGUUUUCUUUUCAGGAAAGGAAACGAGUCAUAGUUCCACAGGCCAUUCUGGUACUGCAAGCAGAAGUAGUGAACUCCGAGAGGGCAAACCACAGUCAAAGCCAUCUGGUGAAAAAAGGACGCAUUCUUCUGGAGACCACCUGAGUAGGACGGGAAAGGUGAGCUGAUUUCACCAGGCAGUUUACAAAUUCUUGCCAUGGUUAUUUUGGAAAAGCAGCAGAAAUUCCUUCUGUCCAGUUUGAUAGUGAAAGGAAAUCUGCACACCUUCAAGAAAAGCUUAUGUUGUGAGAAGUUAAAGACAGCUUAGCGUCCCAACAUCUACCUACGACCUUUCCCUCUGUUCAUGUCUUACUUAUUCUGUUUUUUUUUCUGCAGCCAAGGGAUAAAGUAACAGAUAAAUCCAGCGCUAAAAGAACGGAUCGUCUUUUGAACGAUUUAGCCGUCACAUUAGCCGUGGAUAACAUCUCCUUGAGACGACCAAGUCCUGAUGUAGAGGACAAACAUAGAAACUCUGAUCGUAAAAGGCAACCUGCAGACAAAAAUUCCCCAUCUAAAAGGUCGUAUGAAAAGUAUCUAGACCAGAUUAACGCGGUGGACCAUAUUGUCAGGGAUGAAGAUGUGCAGUCAGUAGAUUCAAGUAGUGGUGGUUUGAAUGCAAAGGAUACAGUACUUGGCUGGUACACUACGGAAGAAUCAUCUGAAGGAGAGACAACCGCUUCCGAGAGCGGAACAAUGUGCUUAAAAGGGCUCUGUGUAGGUGGAAAUUAUGACCAAGAUGUCGACAGUGUGGCAGAAGCGUAUGACAGAGUAGAAGGUUCAUUUCAUGCGGGAAAGAGCUCUUUGACUUUUGGUUUCAACUACAAGCCUCUUAAGGUCGCACUGGGACAUCCCACAAUUUUAGGCAAUACUGGCCAGCACGCAAAAGAAGCCAAGAGAUUUUUCGGAGGGGACAACACUAAACUACAUGAUAAUUUACAGUAUGCGACAGAGGCAACUUUUGCAAACACCACAAUUCAGCCGUUCAGACCCUCCGCCAAAGUCUCCGAAUUUACUGAAAUAGAAACCAACUCUCCGUGCACUGUCGACAAGCUUGAGAAGACACCCGAAACGGUCAAUGAGGAGACUAAUGUGGAUGAAAAGCUUAGUAUAAAGGACUGCAAACAGCUGAAUCUCUGCUUGGAGCACCCCGAUUUUGAAGAAAUACAGACAAACGAUACUUUCAUUUUCGAUGAUUUUAAGAAGACACAAAAGGAGAAGGCCAAUGAAGAUGCACUCGCUCUAAAAACCAUUGGCAUUAGAUUGGUAAGACAAGAAGAUGGAAACUUGCGGGUCAAAAAUUGUCAUUUUGUUGAUAUGGAGUUUUCGUCUGAUGAUCAGAUAUCUCCAGACGUAAUGAAGUCCGGAAACGAAUUUUGCUACAGUAUAGAUUCCAGCAACGUUGAGAACGAAAUCGUUAAUAACGGUAGAGAGGAGAAGUGUGUCAGCAGGAAAGCCACUCUGGAUGUUAGAAGAUCAAAGGAAACAUUAAAUUCGGGAGGCGUUACCUCGAGUGUUAUUGUAACUCCCUUGAAUCAGAACGUGCUAAGCACCUGUGACAAAGAGGACGAGAAUGUCGGUGGAGGUACAGUAGACCAGAAAGCAUACGACGUAGAGCCUAAAGCAGCGGACAGUAGCAGACACAACACUGCUAGUCUAUGUUUACUCUCCACCAUACCAAGCAUUCAUUCAGACAAAGUAAAUCAAGAUUGUCAAAAGGCCUUAACACAGAGAAGUUAUAACAUUAAAGACCGUAAUUAUGUUGGUGGAAGAAAACGGGAAAGGACUACUUUGGAUGACGACCAAGUGAACAGCAUUUAUACUGAAGAGGAAUUAUCUAGCUAUAACACUUCUAAUGUUGCUGACCAGAAUCAACAUAAAAAACAGCCUUUAGGCGCUGACAACCUGGAAAAAGAAACAACGAACAGAGAACGUUUGUGUUUGGACAAAGAUGAUCUUGGUACUAAAGAGCGUGAUACAGCUGGUGUAAGUAAAGAAUUAACACAGGUAAAUGACCCAAAUGGCAAGAACAAAGUGAUUCUUAAGAGUGACUGUGUGGUUCACGGCAAGAUCAUUCAAGAAGAAAUCUGUCACGACAAUGACGGUCAAGAUUAUAGCGCUAUGAUACAGGGAUGCAAUGUGGAGCGUAAGCAUGAAGACAACAGUGGACAAGAGACAACGUCUGAUGAACGUAUUGAUGACGCAGUCAAAGAUAUCAGUGUUAGUGACGUGAGUCAAGAAGUUGAGCGUAAGAAGGAAGCCACUUACAGAGAUCAAGGGCGUUUAAAGAAGAGGGGUCCUGGUGUCAUAUCCAAAGAGAACAGAACCAAUGACGUUUAUAACAUGAGGACCAAGGAAGGAGAGGGCUCUGGAUCUGCUGUUUUGAUUUCAGAAGAAGAUGUGUGUGAAGGAAAGAGUAGCAUUUCCACGUACUAUGAUAAAAACGGAAUUCAAAAGCGGAGCAAGCAAAAAGAUGUUGAUUUUGAUCACCAAUUUGGAGGACAGAAGGGUGAGAGAAGGGCUUUGGGUAUGACUGCUAUAGAUGACUUUGGCGUCAGUCAUAAGGAAAUUCAAAUUGAGGAUGUGAAUUCAUCAGAUAUUGUUGAAAAAAUGUACUCUUCCCAAGAUUUAACCGCACGUUGUAAAGGAAAUUCAAGUUGUGAAGAUCAUGUUACCACCCAACAAAGAAUUCAUUCCUCAGACAAUACAAACCUGUCAGUUAGCACGUGGAAUAAGGAUGAGAGCUGUCCCACGGUACACAGAAAUGGUCUAUCCAGUCAGGGAAAUUUGCCCAGACGGAAAUGUCAUCCGGUAACAGAAAUUUCCAAAGUUGAUGUGGUAAGUAAAGUUACUGGUGUAUCGCAGAAGAUCUCAGAAGGUUGCCGAAGUUUCGAUAUACGCGUCCUAGAACGGGGAGAUUGCUGUAACGUUUCCCAAGCUGAUUCAGGUAUCAUUGACCGUUCGUGUUUUAAUUGGUCACGAAUGGAAUCCCGGCAGUCGAAUCUGGACGAUAGUGAUAAAACUGUCAGUUCAUCCCCUGAUACACGUAGCGUGAGUCAUGGUCUAACGGAGAAUAACCUUUCGGUCAGGGGGAAUUUGGAACACGUUGAAAUGGAAAUCUCUUCCGAUGAAGAACAUAGGCCCAAACUAACUGAUCCUAUAACCAGCGUUGUCGACGAAGCCAGUGGCGCCAAACCUUACUCACCCAGUAGUCCUACUAUGAAAAGUGACGAUCAGUGUUCUCCUCAACCCAAGGAUUCCUCUCCCUAUUCCCCAAGUCAUCCGACAAACGUCAGUGAAGGAGAUCUGGAUCAGAAUAAUCUAGUUAAAGAGUUAAGCUACCACGAAGAAGGGGCCGCGCAUGGUGUAAGUACAUCUGCAGACAGGAAGAUCAUUGCUGGUCCCCUCGAGAACAGUUUCCAAGGUAACAACGCCGGUCACAAUGAACGUACCGUAACUGCGCAGGAGGUUAGGAAUAACGGCAUUGAUAUUUGUUCUGAAAGUCUCGUCACGGUGUGCUCAAAAACGUCUAAAUCUGAAUCUUUACGCAGCACACCAACUGUGGAAGGUGCUCUUGAUGUAAACGUGCCAGUAGACGAUGUAGCACAAAGUGGUGAAAGAAAGACCUGCUGUGAAAACGAGAGUGUCGAUGACAGGGGCAUUGCAGCUUCACGUUGUAACUCUUCACCUUAUACCAUAAAUGAAAAAGGCCAGAAAUCUUUGCUACGUCGCCCACAGAGAACACAGAGCUUACCCAAUAUUUCCACAGUGGUUUCAAAACCGAAAAUUGUGUAUAUCUCUGCAACACGGUCUAAAGACUUUAACGCUCAUGAAACGAUCCCUUCCAAGACUGAUAACAGUGUAGAUAAAGCAAUAAAAUCCGACGACGUUAACUGUGUUAAAAUACCCAUUGUGACAACUUUUGAAAUCAAUCCCCAGAAUUCCAGUCCAGAAAGCAAGCGACUAUUUGCAUCUAAUGUGUCUUUGGAGCUACACGAAAGAUCAUCUUGUACAUUUUCUAGUUCCCAAGGAACAAGUCAAACAACAGAGGUUACUUUUGAAGACAGCCUAAGUAUGAACAAAACUGGUGAAGGCAUAGAAUUUGAUCCUAACUGUGAUUCGGUUGUUACUCCAGUAACAUGUGAAAAAAGCGAGAGGAGGCCUAUAACAUCAAGGCGUAAAGUUGAUCUAGAUAAACAAGACGGUUGUCAAACUCACGAGCGUGCGAGAAAGAUGGUUCGUGAGGGUGAAAUUUGUAAUAGAAAAGAUAAAUUCGAUGAAGAAUCUAUGGUAAGAGCUACUGGUCAAGGUGUUCUAACGCCCCAAACCCAUUCUGCUUCACCCUCUAGACCCGACCACAAAAGGUCCCACGAAGACGGGGAUGGACCUCGGCCAUGUAAGGUGCCAAAGAAAUCUCUGAAACUCAUCAUACCGAGCCAUCAGGUAUCUGAUUGUAAUGCCACAGGUACACCACCACAAAGUGAAAGUAAAGGCGGUUCCUGCGCAGUCACAGAUUUGUGCUUUGUUUCUGACUGGAACGGCAGUAAAGCAGACCCAUUAAAAGAACCUGUGAAUGUGACUGAUUAUAUGAUGGCCACUCGACCGCCCACCACUGUUACAGCAAAUUCGAAGGCUGGUUUCAUUUCAAAGAAAAUCACAAAACCUCGUGCGAAAAUAUUGAAGAAAACCACCUCUCAUACUGUCACUCGCGCAGACUUGGACUCUGUGUCGCAGCAAAACAGUUUGCCAUCCAGUGAGAUUGAUAACGAUGCUAGUGAAGACAUUGUGACAGUUCAUUCGUCAUUGGAAAUUUUGACUGAUCUUCUUAGCAGCAAAAAUACAGAAGGUGAAAGCAAUUCGAUUUCUCGAAGUGAUAGUUUCGAAGCUACAAACAACCAUGCGUCAUCUUCGUCGACAAAAGACUCCUCGCAUUACCAGCAAAACAAACAUCUUUUAAAUUCUGGUGAAAGUAUCCGCACUGACGAACACAGGGAGAAGGAAACAGGGCUAGAACCUGAUCAGAUUGCUUUUAGGAUGGAAAGACUUCGGAAGAAGAAAGAAGAAAUUGAACAGGUGUAGUACUUUUGAAAGCCUUUUACUGUUUUUAAUCAGUUGAAUUGUUUAAUGCUUUAACAUCCUUAGUUUCCCUUCUCUGCGGUUCGAAGUUAAAUCUAAAAUAACGGAAUGAUGCAAAGUAUUAAAACAACAAACAUUGCCAUUCAAAGUAUUGUUUAAGUGCGUAAUUACGUAAUUUGCAUUCAACGAUUCGUCCACCAACCUUUUUUUUCGGAAGAAAAAAAUGCAGCUGCUUUUACUUUUUUCCACUCCUGUAAACCGGCAAACCCUUUCAACCUUAAUAGGCGCUGUAGAAAGUGCGAAGUCAUUGUGAGCCUAGUUCAUUUGUCUCCCAGGAUAGCAACUGGUAAUCAGAUGAUAUUCUCGUUAAAUUAGGAAAUAAUUUCACUCGUCACUGUUUGAUGACACCUACUAUGAGAAUGAAGUGUUAAGCGUUUUGCAGUAAACUUGUUAAAGUCCCCAUACAGUUACUUAAAGGCCGAUAAACUAUUCAUGGCUUUAUUUAAUGUUAAAGGUGUACAAGAGAGAAUGUCAGACGGUUAUCAACGUUGUCAAGAUGCUAGUAAGGUCAGUUGUUUUCAGUACCACCCAUAUGUGUAAGUGGUUCUCAAUACUAAGUGUUGUAAAAUCAAACUCUGGUCAAUCAUAUAGUGUGGUUGAGAAGGAAACCUGAAACAUUUAGGUUUAGACGAAUCCUUACUGCAGUGGAAGAGUUGAGCAAAUUGAAGGUCAAGUGUUUCGCUUUCGAUUAGAAACAAUCUGUUUUUGGUUGGUUCGGUUGAUAACCUUUUCAACUUCUUCACAGCUCUGUGGAAAUGUUUGAAAAUGGUAUUUCGCACGCAACGUCCUAAUUUUUGCGCGUGAACUGCUUGAGCAUAAGUUCCCGUUUACUUCGAGGAAGUAUGGAAUUAACUUUAGCCAGUGACAAUCGCCUAUCGACCCAAAACGUUUGAGAAAGUAGUGUUAUUGUAUUUUUAUCUUAUGGGCUGUUUUUAUUUUUUAGCAAUGACCCGAGAUUAGAAGGUAUCUUACAGAAUGCUGUUCGUCGUAGUUUGCAAGAGAUGGGGGAAAGAUGUGUGCAAGAGUUAGAAAAAGAGGUUCGUCCUGGAAUGUGA